UGAUGGAGUGAGUACGGGCCAAAUUUCAAAGCUGUAUCUAUGGAGUUGGGAAGAGUCGGAAAACUUUCAUCUCCAUCAAUAUUCCAAAAUACAGUCUUUCAAUAUCUCUCUCUUCACUUUUCCGUCCAAAUAUUUCGCUUCUUCUUUCCCUUAAGCUUGGCCUUCUGAAACAACCCACUUUCUCCUUUCAUUAGGAGUCUUUCUUUGGGACUAUCUUAAACCCUUCCUUCUUCCAGUCCAGGCCAGGGCUUUGCUCUCAGCGCUCAUGCAGCUGUAAUACUCACUAAUGGCACAGCCUCAGAUUGGUUAUCUGGUUGCUCUUAAUGAAAAGCAUGAGGAAGAUCCUGCAGUACCCCAAGUACCCAUCUUUCGGGGACUAAAUUUCAUCGGUAGGAAUUGCAUUUCCGUCUCGGAGAAAAGACUCAGCCGCAAGCAUCUGACUCUCACUGCCUCUCCCAAUGGUUCUGCGAGUUUGGUCGUGGAAGGAGCCAACCCUGUUGUCGUUAAUUCUGGGAGUACCCGGAAGAAGUUUUAUUCUCGAGAAAAUGGGACGAUCAGUAGUGGAGAUGUUAUAGAGUUAAUUCCAGGGCAUUACUUUUUCAAGUAUGUGACAUUGGGUGGUGACAAAAAUGUGCCAGUUUGUGGUGCUGAUAAUCUUGAGAGUGGUUCAAAUAAUGGUAGAGAGGCUGGGGAAAGUGAUGCAUUGAGUCGGAAAAGGUUAAGACAAACAUCCGAAACCAAUGUCUCUGAAAGGAAUUUAAAGAUUCCCGAGGUGGAAAAGAAGAGCAAGGUGGAAGGAAGCAACUCGGUGACUGGGAGUUCUGGGAGCUCAUUGUCUAAAAGAGACAGUAAUGAGGAAGCCAUACGCCACUUUCAUGUUUCUAUGGAUAAAUUGCCACAGACCUUUCGACUUUUGAGCGUACAAGGAUUGCCACAAUGGGCAAAUACCUCUUGUGUUUCUAUAAGGGAUGUGAUUCAGGGGGAUAUUCUCUUUGCUGUCCUAUCUAAUUACAUGGUAGACAUCGAUUGGCUGCUAGCUGCGUGUCCACUGCUUGCAAAAGUUCCUCAGGUUUUGGUAGUUCAUGGUGAGGGUGAUGGUACAUUGGAUCAUAUGAAGAGAAGCAAGCCUGCUAGGUGGAUUCUGCACAAACCGCCAUUACCCAUUUCAUUUGGAACGCACCACUCAAAGGCCAUGUUUCUUGUGUAUCCUCGAGGAGUGAGGAUUAUUGUACACACAGCAAACUUAAUCCAUGUUGAUUGGAACAACAAAUCUCAAGGUUUGUGGAUGCAAGAUUUCCCCUGGAAAGAGCAAAACAAGCCAAGCAAUGGAUGUCCCUUUGAGAAUGAUUUAAUUGAUUACCUUGGCGCAUUGAAGUGGCGUGAGUUCUCUGUUAAUUUGCCAACUCUCGGAAGUUUCACAAUCAAUUCAUCAUUUUUUAAGAAGUUUGAUUACAGCAAUGCAGAGGUGAGGUUAAUUGCAUCUGUCCCUGGAUAUCACACGGGCAAUAAUUUAAAAAAGUGGGGACACAUGAAAUUACGUACUGUACUCCAAGAAUGUACCUUUGAUCGGGAGUUUCAGAGAUCUCCUCUUGUUUAUCAGUUCUCCUCCCUGGGUUCAUUGGAUGAGAAGUGGAUGGCUGAACUUGCGGCUUCAAUGUCAUCAGGUUUAUUAGAAGAUAAAACUCCUCUGGGCCCUGGAGAACCACUAAUCAUAUGGCCCAGCGUAGAAGAUGUCAGGGACUCUUUAGAGGGUUAUGCAGCUGGAAAUGCAAUUCCAAGUCCAAUGAAAAAUGUUGAGAAAGCAUUCUUGCAAAAGUAUUGGGCCAAGUGGAAGGCAAGCCACACUGGCCGCUGUCGUGCAAUGCCACAUAUAAAGACAUACACUCGUUAUAAUAAUCAGAAACUUGCUUGGUUCUUGUUAACUUCCUCCAAUCUCAGUAAAGCUGCCUGGGGAGCUCUGCAGAAAAAUAAUUCUCAAUUAAUGAUCCGAUCUUAUGAGCUCGGGGUGCUUAUUUUACCAUUCAAAAGGCGCAGUUCUGGGUUUUCUUGUACCACUACAGGGAAAACUGUAGAGAAUAAAUGCGAGUCAUCAGAGAAUUCUAAAGCACAAAAAGCAGAGCUAGUGACUUUAAAUUGGCAAAGAAGCUCAAGUCCAGUUUGCUCAUCUGGUGAAGUAAUAAAACUACCUGUGCCAUAUGAGCUUCCUCCGCAGCCAUACUCCUCCGAAGAUGUGCCCUGGUCUUGGGACCGAAGAUAUUACAAGAAGGAUGUUUAUGGUCAAGUUUGGCCACGGCAAGUUCAGCUGUAUUCUAAUCAAGAUUCUUGAUAUUUUACAUGUCCAUUUCAUCUUUUUACUUGAAUUUCAACACAUGGGAACACUAGUGAUUUCAGACUAAUGGAUCUUCAUGUCAAUAUUAAAGCCAGAGUAUUUUCUUC
Molecule: messenger RNA, 2436 nt
Organism: Humulus lupulus (European hop)
Lineage: Eukaryota; Viridiplantae; Streptophyta; Magnoliopsida; Rosales; Cannabaceae
Product: tyrosyl-DNA phosphodiesterase 1
Exons: 16
Coding region: 287-2326 (679 amino acids)
Biological process (GO): double-strand break repair; single strand break repair
Cellular component (GO): nucleus
Molecular function (GO): double-stranded DNA binding; 3'-tyrosyl-DNA phosphodiesterase activity; protein binding
Source: RefSeq, a predicted model, not a curated record